AUGACUACUAUCACCCCAGAAGUCUUUUGGGCGCAACGCUCAUCCGCCGACGAACCGGCUAAGAAUAUAAUCCAUCUUACCAUCGUUGCCCCCGACCUAUCGAACGACGACCUGAAGCUCGAACUCAAGGACCAAUCUCUCAGCUUCAAGGGUACCUCUACUUCCAAGAAGGCCACAUACGCAGUCGACCUUGAAUUCUACGCCGAGAUCGACACUGAAAACUGCAAAUGGCAUAACAACGGCCGUGGCAUUGAGCUACUACUAAGGAAGAAAGAGCACAAGCAGGAGUACUGGCCCCGUCUGCUCAAGGAGUCGAAGAGGCAGCACUUCCUCAAGACCGAUUUCGACAAGUGGGUCGAUGAGGACGAGCAAGACGAAGUCGCAGAUGACCUUGACACGUCCGCAAUGAACCCCAUGGGUGGUGGUGACGGAGGCUUUGGUGGCAUCGACUUCAGCAAGCUUGGCGCAGGCGGCAUGGGUGGAAUGCCUGGAAUGGAGGGCAUGGACAUGAGCCAAAUGAUGGCAAACAUGGGUGGUGGUGCCCCCGGCGGCGACGACAGCGACGACGAUGACGACAUGCCUGAGCUCGAAAAUGACGAGGACAACAAGGAGAAGGCGCCCGCAGCCGCCGCGUCAGGCGACAAGCCCAAGAUUGAGGAGGUCGCAUAA
Bipolaris zeicola 26-R-13 is the source of this 669-nucleotide messenger RNA. RefSeq lists its product as uncharacterized. Gene Ontology annotation, molecular function: Hsp90 protein binding; protein-folding chaperone binding. Bases 1 to 669 code for a protein of 222 amino acids. Gene Ontology annotation, biological process: protein folding; chaperone-mediated protein complex assembly. Gene Ontology annotation, cellular component: nucleus; cytosol. The transcript has 3 exons. Lineage: Eukaryota; Fungi; Ascomycota; Dothideomycetes; Pleosporales; Pleosporaceae. The record is from RefSeq and is a predicted model, not a curated record.